GCGAGACCGAGCCAAGCCCUGGAGGGGCCGGCUGGCGAGGACCGGUGCUGGUCCGGUGCUGGUCGCGGUGCUGGUCCCGGUGCCGGUCGCGGUGCUGGGGUUAUUCCAGCCGGGCGGGGGUUGGGGCCCCUUGGCAGAGCCUAAAAAAAAUCCAUUUUCCCCCCCCCCCCCCUUCUCGGUGCUGUCGGGGGCAUCGCUCGAGCCGCCUCCUUGCCCCGAAGCGAGCGGGGGCUGUUGCUCCCGAGGGGUCUUCGGUGCUUCGCUGGGGGCAGCGAGCGGCGCCGGAUGCCCGGGAAGAGCCGCCUUCGAGGACAGGGAUGCAGGAGAAACGCGAGGCGAUGCCGGCGCCCGGUGAGGAGAGGACACGCAAGAAGGAAAGGGGAAAUACUCAGAGAAAGGACCAGAAGCAGAUGGACCCAGACAGGCAGGUGUUGCGGGGAGAUGCAGACGAUGAUGGGUCAAUGCAGGACGAUGCCUGCAAGAAUCCGAGAUGGGGAGAACCCGCUUGCCAAGGAGAAGGUCCGGACGGUCUUAGCGAAACGGAGGCUCAGCCCCAGGUUUGCUCCCAGAAGAAAGUGUACAGCUGCGCCGAAUGCGGGCGGACCUUCAACUGGAGGAACAACCUGACCCGGCACCAGCGACUGCACACGGGCGAGCGGCCCUACAAGUGCCCCGAUUGCGGGAAGGGCUUCAACGACAGCUCCAACCUCCUCUCCCACCAGAGGAUCCACCGGGGAGAGAAGCCCUACAAGUGCCUGGAGUGCGGGGAGAGCUUCAGCCAGAGCGCCUACCUCAUCUCCCACCAAGGCACCCACACCGACGAGCGACCCUACCCGUGUCCCGACUGCGGGAAGCGCUUUGCCCGGCGGCCCAACCUCAUCAUGCACCAGCGGAUCCACACUGGCGAGCGACCCUACGCGUGCCGGGACUGCGGGAAGAGCUUCCGUAAGAGCUCCGACCUCGUGAGGCACGAGAGGGUCCACACGGGCGAGAGGCCCUAUAAAUGCCCCGUCUGCGGGAAGGGUUUCAGCGUGAGCUCCCGAUGUAUCGUGCAUCAGAGAGUCCACGGAGGGCAGGAGGCCGAGCAGCCGAGACCUGCGGCCCGGGAUGUCCUGCAGGGCAGCUCUGAGACCACGGCCUUGCUGGGUGAUGGUGACCACCAGGAGGAGAAUUACCACCAAGGAGAACCAAACGGACCAGGCUUGAGGAGGGAAAAAGCAAACGUUUGCCAGGAUCCUGAGCAGGAUGAAGUCCUAAAAAAGCGACCAAGGAAGGAGACUUGCCCUGGGCAGGGGGAAUUGCAUCCCCGUGAUGAUAGCUUAAAGGAUCACAAGGAGACCACGGUCCAGGUGGGGAUCUGUAGUAAAGAGAGAGUGUACGAAUGUGCUGAGUGCAGGAAAACCUUCCACUGGAGGAACAGCAUGAUCCGACACCAGCGGCUGCACACCGGGGAGAGGCCCUACAAGUGUCCUGAGUGUGGAAAGAGCUUCAACGACAGCUCCAACCUCAUCUCCCACCAGAGGAUCCACCGGUCGGAGAGGCCCUAUAAGUGCUUUGACUGUGGGAAAAGUUUCAACCAAAGCACAGCGCUCAUAAGACACCGGAGACUGCACACGGGCGAGAAGCCGUAUCUCUGCUCAGACUGCGGGAAAAACUUCACUCGGAGACCAAACCUUGUUAUUCAUCGGCGAAUCCACACCGGAGAGAGACCCUAUAACUGCCAGGACUGUGGAAAAAGCUUCCGUAACAGCUCAGACCUUGUGAGACACCAGCGGAUCCACACUGGGGAGAGACCUUAUAAAUGUCCCGACUGCGGGAAGGGCUUCACCGUGAGCUCGAAAUGCAUCGCCCACCAGAGAACCCACACGGGAGAGACUCCCUACAAGUGCUCCGUGUGUGGGAAGAGCUACAAGGCCAAGUGCGGGAAAAGCUUCAGCCGCGGCUCGUCCCUCAAUCGGCACCAGAGGGUCCACGUGGGGGAAAAACCCUUCACGUGUUCUACCUGCGGGAAAAGCUUUGCGUGUGACUCCACCCUUAAAAGCCACCAGAAAACCCACUCUCACGAGAAACCCUACAAAUGCCUCAGUUGUGAGAAAAGCUUCGCGUCCACCAAGUCUCUCAAAAAGCAUUGCAAGGUCCACCUGGAGAACGGGGCCUACCAGUGCUCCGAGUGUGGGAAAACCCUCACCUCCAAUUCAGCUCUUAUUGUCCACCGGAGGAUACAUACAGGGGAGAGGCCCUAUAGUUGCCCUGAGUGUGGGAAAAAAUUCACUUCAAACUCGACCCUCAUCAUCCACAGGCGAAUACACACCGGGGAGAGACCCUACCAGUGCCCCGACUGCGGGAAAAGCUUCAUGGCCAACAAGUCGCUCAGCAAGCACCGGAAGAGUCAUAUGGAGGAGGAAACCUAUAAAUGUUCUCAGUGCGGGGAGAUUUUCACAAAGAACUCGGCCUUCGUGGCCCACCUCAGGACCCACAGAGGGGAGCCCCCCUACCCCUGCCUCGACUGCCAGGAGGCCUUCUUCGACAGCUCGUCUUUUAACAAACACCGGAAAAAGCACUUGGUAGAGAAACCCUAUCAGUGCCCGGAGUGCGGAAUAGGCUUCACCGUUCACUCUGCCCUCAUCCUUCACCAGAAGAGCCACGUGGGACCCAGGCCCCACGUGUGUCCUGACUGCGGGAGAGCCUUCCGGGAGAACACGACUCUCCGGAGACACCAGCGGAUCCACACGGGCGAGAAGCCCUAUCAGUGCUCUUACUGUGAGAAAAGCUUUCGGGCUAGCUCCACCCUCAUCAUCCAUCGGAGAAUCCACACCGGAGAGAAACCCUACAAAUGCACCAAAUGCACAAAGUGCUUCACGUCCAGCUCUUCCCUCAUGAAGCACCGGCGGACUCACGCAGGAGAGAAACCGUUUAAGUGCCUUGAAUGUGGGAAAAGCUUCAUGCGGAGCUCUGACCUCGUCGUGCACCAGAGGACCCACACCGGGGAGAAGCCCUACCAGUGCUCCGAGUGCGGGAAGUGCUUCAACCGGAGCUCCAGCCUCGUGACGCACCAGAGGGUGCACACGGGCGAGAAGAUGUACGAGUGCCCCGAGUGCGGGAAAAGCUUCACGCGGAGCUCGACGCUGACGGCCCACCGGAGGACCCACACGGGAGAAAAGCCCUACCGGUGCUCCGAGUGUGGGAAGUGCUUCAGUAAAAGAUCAAACCUUAUAAAACACCAGAGGCAACACACUGGAGAGAGACCGUAUAAAUGCCCAGACUGUGGGAAAAGCUUCAUACAGAGCUCAGACCUCGUUGUCCAUCAGAGAACGCACACGGGGGAAAAGCCCUACCAGUGCUCCCAGUGCGGGAAGUGCUUCAGCGUGCGAUCCAAGCUGAUCCAGCACCAGCGGGUGCACACGGGCGAGAAGCCUUAUACCUGCUCCGAGUGCGGGAAAAGCUUUGGGCAGAGCUCACACCUUUCUGUACACCAGAAAACUCACAGGGGAGACAGAUCGUACGUGUGCAACGAGUGCGGGAGAAGUUUUGGCCAGAGCUCGAACCUGAUCGUGCAUCAGCGAAUCCACACGGGAGAGAAACCUUAUAAAUGUCACGAAUGCGGAAAAUGCUUUAGGCAGAGCUCCAAUCUGAUCGUGCACCAGAAAACUCACACGGGGGAAAAGCUCUACGAGUGCUCCAAGUGCCAGAAGUGCUUCCAAGACAGGUCGCUGCUCACGCGGCACAAGCGAGUUCACAUAGGAGAGAAACCUUUUAAAUGCCAACAGUGCGGGAAGAGCUUCAUUCACAAAUCAAGACUUCUGGUCCACGAGAAGGUACACGUAGGAGAACAAAUCUGCCAGUGUCCUGAGUGUGGGAAAUGCUUCCGGGAAAAAUCAAAGUUCCUUCAGCAUCAGAGACGACACAUGGGAGAGAGGCGAUACAAGUGCUACGAGUGCGGGGAGGAGUUCGGCCAGAGCUCGGACCUCAACGUCCACCAGCGGAUCCACGUGGAGGAGAAGCUCUACCAGUGCUCCACGUGCGAGAAGUGCUUCAAGGACAGGUCAACCCUCAUCAGACACGAGACAGUGCACACGGGGGAGAAACCUUAUAAAUGCCACGAAUGCGGGAAGAGGUUCACCCGGAGCUCGGACAUUAUCGUGCACCAGCGAACGCACACGGGGGAGAAACCCUUCGAGUGCUCCGAGUGCGGGAAGAGCUUCAGCCACAGAUCCAAUCUUUUCCGGCACCAGAGGAUGCACACGGGGGAGAAGCCGUACAAGUGCGAAGAGUGCGGGAAGCGAUUUGGGCAGAGCUCAGAGCUCAUCGUCCACCAGCGAACGCACACGGGCGAGAAGCCCUACCAUUGCUCCGAGUGCGAGAAGUUCUUCCGGGGGAGAUCGACGCUGUUCAGGCACGAGCGGCUGCACACGGGCGUUAAACCGUACGAAUGCACCGAGUGCGGGAAAAGCUUCGGGCAGAGCGGGGACCUCAUCGCGCACCAGCGCUUCCACACCGGAGAAAAGCCCUACCAGUGCGCCGAGUGCCGGAAAUUCUUCAGUAACAGGUCAAGCCUCGUUCGGCAUCAGAGGCUGCACGCGGGGGAGAAGCCCUACAAGUGCCACGAGUGCGGGAAGAGCUUCGGCCAGAGCUCGGACCUCAUCGCCCACCAGCGAACGCACACGGGCGAGAAGCCCUACCCGUGCCCGGUCUGCGGGAAGAGUUUCAGCAGGAGAUCGAACCUCGUCGUGCACCAGCGAGUGCACAGAGGGGACAGACCCUGCAAAUGCCCAAAGUGUGGGAAAAGCUUCCAGGCGGACUCGAAUCUCGCCGUGAAGCGGCGCGCGCCGCCGGAAGAGAACGCUCGGCAGUGCCCUGAAUGUGCAAAGCGUUUCGAGGCGGGAUCGAGCCUCGUUGAGCAUCAGCGAUAACGCGGGCGAGAGGAGCCCUGCGAGCGCCCCGCAAGCGGGAAGUUCUGGCUGGAGAUGAGAAAUCGGAUACGAAAGCGAGAAAAAUCAGUGCUUCUCCUAGGGAAAAGCCUUCCGCUUUGAAGGGUUGCAGACUGCAAAGGCAGGAAAGACCAAACACGCGAAUGACCUGAAGUAGGCUGAUCAGAGUAAAUACUAUAAUUUGGGGGGCUAAUUGUUUCCCCUUACUGUUGCGUUCGCUCAAAGGGCUUCACGUGCUCUGUGUCGGUCCAUGACUUGCCCAUUCCCGCCCCGCCGGUGAAAUCACCUGCUUCCUGGGGUAAAGGCUGGCUGUCAUUCCCUCCUCUGCCUUUUAAACCCUUCCUUAAAUCCUUUGAUAUUCUCCAGGCUGAGUCAUCUGCCCAGGGCACCAUCGGUACCCCAAGACACUGUAGAAAUCCGUCUUCCCUUGCACAUCCUUCCCUCCCCCAAUGUGUAUCCAACUGCAAUAAAAAAGGCCCUUUAUUCCUAA
Rhea pennata is the source of this 5418-nucleotide messenger RNA. RefSeq names its product zinc finger protein 883-like. Gene Ontology annotation, biological process: embryo development; regulation of transcription by RNA polymerase II; urogenital system development. NCBI's taxonomy places the organism in Eukaryota, Metazoa, Chordata, Aves, Rheiformes, Rheidae. The transcript has 7 exons. Gene Ontology annotation, molecular function: DNA-binding transcription factor activity, RNA polymerase II-specific; RNA polymerase II cis-regulatory region sequence-specific DNA binding. Gene Ontology annotation, cellular component: nucleus. The record is from RefSeq and is a predicted model, not a curated record. Bases 318 to 4910 code for a protein of 1530 amino acids.